AUGACGGACCAAUUUCCCGAGUUUGAAGGUGGAGACGUGCGCGUCGUCCUCACAACUGGGCGACAGUACCAGCUCCACGCGAGCAUCCUGCGCCAGCACAGCCGCACAAUGCGGGAUCUCUUGAAUCCCAGAACCGCCAUCGAUCUCUCCUCCCGCGCGGUGAGGAAGGGCGCUUCCACACGGUGGAAGAUGGUUCUCGUGCCYACCGACGACGAGGACGCGGCCCUACGCUUCCAGCUCUCCAUUGUGCCUCUCACCGACAGCGGCGUUGAGCCUCGUGGCAGUACGACGACCAUUGUCGUCGAGAACGAGAACGGCCGUGUGAGCGAUCCGCUCUUCAAGGCUUACCACUCCAUCCUGGCCGCCCUUCACGGUCUACCGAUCGAUCUCGGCGAUGCGCAGGAGGACAACAUGGCGGACUUGCUCAAGGCCGCUCUAGAGGCACUCAGUGUCGCAGAGUAUCUUCAAUGUGUGCCCAUCGUGACUGGUCCUAUCGAGGCCACCCUGCUAGCGACUGGCCAGAACCUGUACCGCGCCAUUGCCGAAAACCCAACGGGUUGGCUGGUGUUCAGUGACCGCAUUCGUUCCCGUGCCAUCUUCAAGGAGGCCAUGAUCCACGCUGUCGGUCGCUACAACACCGAUAAGAUCCAGACCGUCAUUCACGAUGGAGCAAUGCACGACGGUAUCGUCUCUAUCCUCGAGCGCAAAGCCCAGGAAGUUAUCAACGGCGUCUCCAUCACCAUGCGCCGCCUGUCGGCUUACUAUCCCAUCAGCCUGACUCGAGUCGCCACAGUCGGACGCAUCGACAAAGACAACACUGGCCGCGCAGACUAUGGCAACGACAUCCUCGGCUGGAUGGCCCUCUGCGUCUUCCGUCACUGGCUCGGCGACAUGAUGGCUACCGACCAUACCACCCACGACAAAGACAUGGGAUUUUUCUUCAUCCAGUUAAUCGCCCAGGGCGGGAAUGCAUACCUCAAUCGCACCCUCAUGCAGCAGUCCUUCCACGCCAAAUUUCCCAUGAGUCCGAAGGGCAUGAACGCCGUCGAGUUCCGCCUCACUGAGAUCAAGAACAACGUCAAAGACUACGUCAAGGGCUACUUCAAACCCACAUGUCAACUCGAUCUACACCGUUAUCCUGUCAAACACUACACUCACACCAACAUCGCUCCUGAGGAUUUCCCUUGGCAUGCGGAGCAAGCUGCAGCUCGGAAUGCCGAUAUUGAACGAGUCAUGUACGGCCUUGGAAACGCGGACGAGGAUGAGGAUCUCGAUGAAGACGGUGACUUGACGUCCGUGUACGGUGCGUCUGAGGCAGAGGCCCACGAAGAAGGCUCUGGGUAUGAGGGCGGGAACGAUGCUGAAGGCAGUGAUACAGGCACUCAGCAGAACGACCAGGAUGACGACAAUGGAGAAGACGACGACGGUGACACUUCUUGA
Ramularia collo-cygni is the source of this 1440-nucleotide messenger RNA. RefSeq lists its product as uncharacterized. The record is from RefSeq and is a predicted model, not a curated record. The coding region runs from base 1 to 1440 and encodes 479 amino acids. The transcript has 2 exons. NCBI's taxonomy places the organism in Eukaryota, Fungi, Ascomycota, Dothideomycetes, Mycosphaerellales, Mycosphaerellaceae.